Molecule: messenger RNA, 783 nt
Organism: Menidia menidia (Atlantic silverside)
Lineage: Eukaryota; Metazoa; Chordata; Actinopteri; Atheriniformes; Atherinopsidae
Source: the annotation of a GenBank genome assembly
AUGAAAGGAAUAUUUGAAAGCUAUGUGAAAAACGUUCACUGGAAGAAUGAAACUGGACUCUUUACAAUCACAGAUCUGCAGAAGAACAACUCAGGAGAUUAUAAACUGGAGUGGGGUUCCAUUUUUAAAUUCCUUUAUUGGCUCAGAGUGUUCGACCCUGUUCCCACCCCUAAAGUGAGCAGACUGAACAGCAGCUCAGACAGCUGCUUGCUGCUGUGUUCGGUGGGGGAGAACAUCACCCUGCAGUGGCUGAAAGGCCAGCAGAUCCUGAACCAGAGCAGCUCUGCAUCCUCUCUGCGUCUGUCAGUAGACAAACAGGACUUUAACUCCUCUUUCAGUUGUGUUGCUUCCAGCCCUGCAGAGAAUAAGACUGUGACCACAUCAUGUGCUCUGAACCAGACAAAAAACGACCCUGUUCCCACCCCUGAAGUGAGCAGACUGAACAGCAGCUCUGACAGCUGCUUGCUGCUGUGUUCGGUGGGGGAGAACAUCACCCUGCAGUGGCUGAAAGGCCAGCAGAUCCUGAACCAGAGCAGCUCUGCAUCCUCUCUGCUUCUGUCAGUAGACACACAGGACUUUAACUCCUCUUUCAGUUGUGUUGCUUCCAGCCUUGCAGAGAAUAAGACUGUGAACACAUCAUGUGCUCUGAACCAGACAAAAAACGACUCAGUCGGACACAAGGAAGUCCAAUAUACGCAAAUUCAGAUGUCUGACAUGAGUAAGGUGGGAAACGGUUCCGGGUCUUCUGGACCUGAGGACGGAUCGGAUGUGACCACCGUCUAG